CUUCUCGUCUCUUCUGCAGAAUCCAGCUCAUGCAGUACGUUAUAUACGGCAUCGCCUGCUUCUUCUUCUUGUACGGCAUCAUUCUGCUCGCCGAGGGGUUUUACACCAGCAGCGCCGUCAAAGAGCUCCACAGCGAGUUCAAGACCACCGUCUGCGGACGCUGCAUCAGCGGCAUGUUCGUGCUCCUGACCUACAUCCUGGGAAUCGCCUGGCUCGGGGUUUUCGGCUUCUCGGCGGUUCCUGUGUUCCUUUUCUACAACGUGAGGUCGACCUGCGCUGCCAUGCGCUCACCGAUGGCCAACCUGACCUCCGUCGACAGCAUCUGCGUGGAUGUGCGGCAGUACGGCAUUAUUCCAUGGAACGCAACACCGGGCAAAGCUUGCGGCUCAACGCUAGCUGAUAUCUGCAACACCAGCGAAGUAUGAAAACACAUCUGUCACACUCUAGU
This is a messenger RNA of Sinocyclocheilus rhinocerous, 448 nucleotides long. Its product is annotated as neuronal membrane glycoprotein M6-b-like. The transcript has 3 exons. Bases 30 to 425 code for a protein of 131 amino acids. NCBI's taxonomy places the organism in Eukaryota, Metazoa, Chordata, Actinopteri, Cypriniformes, Cyprinidae. Gene Ontology annotation, molecular function: structural constituent of myelin sheath. Gene Ontology annotation, biological process: central nervous system myelination; axon development. Gene Ontology annotation, cellular component: plasma membrane; myelin sheath. The record is from RefSeq and is a predicted model, not a curated record.